Pelobates cultripes (western spadefoot toad) is the source of this 390-nucleotide messenger RNA. The record is from the annotation of a GenBank genome assembly. NCBI's taxonomy places the organism in Eukaryota, Metazoa, Chordata, Amphibia, Anura, Pelobatidae.
GCCACAACCAAAAUAGCUGACGCAGCAGGGAAGCUAUCUGCAACUAACUGGGAAGACAAAUUCCAAGCCAACUUCGACAGGAUCUGCGCAGCAUUCUGGAGCCGGAUUGCAUCCCAUGCUGAGCAGACGCAGAUGCAUACGAUCCCUGCUACAGAGCUCAAGACAGCAGUCCCAACCACAAAGCACUCAUCAGAGCCGGAGACUCAUCUGGCGAAAAGCCCUCACCAUCCAGCACAUCCCCCUGCACGAGUGAACAACACUGUUGUCCUGGCCACUCGCCCUUCUUCUGGGCUAGGCUGGACGUUUCUCUCCUUUGCCAACCAUACACCCAGGGGGACGACUGGGACCCGGUGUAAUGUUGGGCCCACAAUCCUGAUAAUGGGAUCAAUA